Molecule: messenger RNA, 336 nt
Organism: Phaedon cochleariae (mustard beetle)
Lineage: Eukaryota; Metazoa; Arthropoda; Insecta; Coleoptera; Chrysomelidae
Source: the annotation of a GenBank genome assembly
AUGGAAACAGUGGACCACCUCCUUGUCAAAUUCAGACAAGUCAAACAUAUUCUGCUACUCGCGUUAUGUCAAAAAAUGGACACAGGAAGAAAAGAAGCAUUCUGUUUUGCCGUUGAAUACCAUAAAGCAACGAUUCGUAUGUCCGAAAUGGUCAACGAGCCACUUGAAUUCGGCACGUUUGUGCACAUCUUUUUGACUGCUGGUUUACUGGGUUGUACAAGUUACAGGUUGAUUAAGAGUAUUUCUUUGGGAGGAAUGUGCCUAUUUGCUAGCUCUAUUCUGCUCUCCAUUGUUUUGUUGUGCUACUUCAGAGAAGGCCUGAUGAUGAUGGAAUGA